Molecule: messenger RNA, 1616 nt
Organism: Cucurbita pepo subsp. pepo (vegetable marrow)
Lineage: Eukaryota; Viridiplantae; Streptophyta; Magnoliopsida; Cucurbitales; Cucurbitaceae
Product: ribose-phosphate pyrophosphokinase 1
Biological process (GO): purine nucleotide biosynthetic process; 5-phosphoribose 1-diphosphate biosynthetic process; ribonucleoside monophosphate biosynthetic process
Cellular component (GO): ribose phosphate diphosphokinase complex; cytoplasm
Molecular function (GO): magnesium ion binding; ribose phosphate diphosphokinase activity
Source: RefSeq, a predicted model, not a curated record
UUUUUACCCUCAAAUAUUUAUCAUCGACUUCGAACUCUCAAUCAGAGGUGUGUUAAUGGCGGAGGAUCAUCGCCAUAGAUAAUCACCUCGAGCUCGAUCUCAAACUCCAUCAACUCCGUACUCACUCCCUUCUCUUCCAUCUCAUCUGCCAAUUCCUUUGCCCUACCUCCCUUUGCCGGUGGACAUGGCCGCCUACCUCGUUAUUCCUUCCUGUCCCUCCUCUUCUUACUCCUCCAUGUCCUCGCGCCGCACCUCCUUCCUCACCCGCAGAGAUUCUUUCUCCGACUACUCUCGCUCUAGAAAUUGCAUUCGUUACAGCUUCAAGAGUAGUCUGCCUGAACCGAGCAGAUUUGGUAAUGGGAAACCAAUUGUUCCUAUUCUUAAUGAGCGCAGUCUGCCGGAGUUCUUGGAAUCCGCUAGAAUGGGGAAACCAGUCAACAGAAGCAGUAACCGUUUGAAGUUGUUUUCUGGGACGGCGAAUCUUGCACUGUCUCAGGAAAUUUCUAGGUAUAUGGGCUUGGAACUUUCAAAGAUUAACAUCAAGCGAUUUGCUGAUGGAGAAAUAUAUGUCCAGUUGAAAGAGAGUGUGAGAGGAUGUGAUGUUUACCUAAUACAGCCCACUUGUCCCCCUGCAAAUGAGAAUCUCAUGGAGCUUCUUGUUAUGGUAGAUGCAUGUCGGAGAGCGUCUGCCAAAAAUAUCACUGCAGUUAUCCCAUAUUUUGGAUACGCCAGAGCCGAUAGAAAGACUCAAGGUCGUGAGUCAAUUGCAGCCAAACUUGUCGCUAAUCUUAUAACAGAGGCAGGUGCCAAUCGUGUUCUUGCUUGUGACCUCCAUUCUGGACAGUCAAUGGGCUACUUUGAUAUACCAGUUGAUCACGUGUACUGUGAGCCUGUGAUUCUAGAUUAUCUUGCCAGCAAGACAAUUUCUUACAAUGAUCUGGUUGUGGUCUCUCCUGAUGUUGGUGGUGUGGCAAGAGCUCGUGCUUUUGCCAAAAAGUUAUCUGAUGCUCCUUUAGCAAUCGUGGACAAAAGGCGCCAAGCUCACAACGUUGCUGAGGUGAUGAACCUUAUUGGUGACGUUAAAGGAAAAGUUGCUGUCAUGGUAGAUGACAUGAUUGACACUGCCGGGACUAUUUCAAAAGGUGCAGCUCUUCUACAUCAAGAGGGUGCCAGAGAAGUUUAUGCUUGCUGCACUCAUGCUGUAUUUAGCCCCCCGGCGAUCGAGAGGUUAUCGAGCGGCCUGUUUCAAGAGGUGAUAGUUACAAACACGAUCCCAGCAAUAACAGAGAACUACUUCCCUCAGUUGACUGUUCUUUCAGUAGCAAAUCUGUUGGGGGAAACCAUUUGGCGAGUUCACGACGAUUGCUCUGUAAGUAGCAUUUUUAAAUAACUCCAAAUUGAAGUAAUCCUUAGAACACAGCCUUCUGAAACAAUUCUAAAGGAUUCUUACUGCUUUUGUUUUGUUAGUUUGAUAUUCUUAGAUCAUCCAUUCUUAAUUAUUCCUCCUAGUUCACUAUUAGAAUAAUUUCUUUCGGUAAUUCCCACUGGGAGUUUCACUCUGACUUUAUAAAAUUUUGUAAUUUUACAUUUAUACAAUCUCAUAUCUUCAUAGAAUA